AUGACCGGAUAUGAUAUGAGUGGACAAGUUGUAGAAUGGGCAAAGUUUGCCUAUAAAUUAUUGCAUCUUACUGCUAUUCAAGUAUAUCGUAUUAUUGCCCGAGUUCCGGAGACAGGUGAUUGUUUGUUCAUCGGCGAUGUUGAUGAGGACGCACUCCGAUUUCACCAGCACCUUCUGCAUAAGGCAGUGUCAGGUGAUUGUGUGCACAGAGCAAGACCUGCGGACGCUGCAGCUACAUCAAUUAAAACUUGUGUGGAUCCGAGGUCUUCCGUUGUCCGGACUGCGGUUGCGAGCUAG
Messenger RNA from Ambispora gerdemannii, 297 nucleotides. The record is from the annotation of a GenBank genome assembly. NCBI's taxonomy places the organism in Eukaryota, Fungi, Glomeromycota, Glomeromycetes, Archaeosporales, Ambisporaceae.